Drosophila persimilis is the source of this 2658-nucleotide messenger RNA. RefSeq lists its product as uncharacterized. The transcript is spliced from 3 exons. The record is from RefSeq and is a predicted model, not a curated record. Lineage: Eukaryota; Metazoa; Arthropoda; Insecta; Diptera; Drosophilidae. The coding region runs from base 20 to 2605 and encodes 861 amino acids.
UACGGACACGAGGAGAUACAUGGCCAGGAUGAGGAUGCGACACGCAUUUGUUGGAUUAAUUGUGUGCUGGCUGGCAGUUUGUCAACCGCAAGCCAAGGCGCAGUUCGCGGGAUUCGGCUUCCAGCCACAGCCCCAGCAGUUGGUCUACCAGCAGCAGCCCCGCCAGCAGCUCGUCUACCAACAGCCCUACCAGCAGCCCUACCAGCAGCCCUACCAGCAGCCCUACCAGCAGCAGCCCCGCCAGCGUCAGGGAUCCGUAUCCAAGGCCAAUACGAACGCCUAUGAGCGGCAGGUGGACUUCGGCAACAAUUUGGAGUACACCCAGGGACUGUCGAACUCGCGGGCCGUGACCAAGCAGAACGGACAGCGCACGGUGACCAGAAGCCAGGCCCAGAACCGCGACGUGGAUAUUGGAGGGCUGCAGAUCGGCAACACCCUGACCCGCACCAAGACCAAUGCCAAUGGCGCCGUCUCCCAGGGUGUUUCGGAUCAGUUCAGGAUCGGCAACCUGGGACUGGGAGCCUCGCUCUCGCCCACAAACCUCCAGCAGGGACUGGGACUGCAGCGCGGAGCGGACGGGGACCUGCGUUUGGGUCUCGGACUUCUCAGCCUGGAUCUGGAUCGGAAUGUGGCCAACUCGAACACACUGUCGCAGGCCCAGGUGAAUGCUCAGGGCAAGGGAGCCCGCGCCAAGUCGAACAGCAACGCCCAGACGAAUACCCAGCAAUAUGGCGGCGUUACCGUCACUGACACCCGCUCGAACUCGAAUGCCGUGGGCAAGGCACGGCGAGGCCAGACCUCGGCCAACACUGGUGGCUUUGGCGGAACUUCCGCGACCAAUGGCCAGACCUACGGCGGUCCCUUCCAGCAGCGUGUGGUGCGACAGCCGCAGCCGGUGGCUUUUAGGCGGCCCAAGAGGCGGGCCCAGUACGUGCCCUUCGGCUAUCCUGGCGGCGGUUACGGUCCCGGCUUUGGGGCCGGCCUGGGACCCUUGGGAUUUGAUCGUCCACGUCGUCAGUUUGGCGCUGGUCCCGGCUUUGGCUUUGGGCCACCCCAGUUUGGCGGUGGCUUCAACAACUUUGGCCAGCCGCAGUUCGAGCCUGAGCAGCAUCAUCACAAUAAGAAGAACAACAGGAAUGAGCAGCAACAGCAGGCUCAAGGCCACGCCAAUGCCCAGGGUGGACCCGGCUUCAAUCAGCAAGCCUCGACGAACAACCACGCCAGUCCUGGUAACACGGGCUCCAGCAGCAUCGGCUCGAACCUGGCCCAGGACGGCAGUAGCGGCCAGGUGAGCUCCGCCAACACGAACCAGCAGAACACUCAGACUGCCGAUGGCUUCGACAAUACCCAGAACUCGCAGAGCCAGGCCCUCAACUUCAAACCCGGGGAGCAGCAGGCGUCCAGCGCCAAUGCCAACACAAAGCACACGCAGCAGGGCAACCGGGAAACCGUAGACUCCAACAGCGGCUCAACAGCCACCAACAACAACCAGUUUGGCUCCUCCACGAACACGGCCCAGACCAACUCCCAAGUGGUGCGGGAUGGCAAUCGGCAGGACGUCACGAGCGACGCCAGCAGCCAGUCGAUCUUCCAGGGCAAUGGCAAUGGCGGCCAGGGCAAUGCCGCAGCCAAUACUAAUGCCCAGACGAGCUCCCAGACCGGCCCCAACGGUUUCGUCAGCAACUCGGCCUCGAGCAGCGCCUCGGCCACCAGCCAAAACGGACAGUCGGCCAAUGCCAAUGCCAAUGCCAGUGCCGGCGGUCCGGGUGGCAGUGGAGCAAAUGCCGGCGCCAAUGGCGGUGCCUUCAAUGGCUUCGGUGGCGGCGGUGGGGCCAAUGCCAACAGCAACGCCUUCGGCGGCUUUGGCUUCUUUGGCCUAAGACAUCGAGCCCAGCAACAGGUGCGACUCCAACGCUGGCGUCCGUCUCUUUUCAAUGGCAGCAGAACCAGCUCCGGCAGCAGCUCCUCCGCCUCGAGCAGCUCCACGAGUAUCAACGAUAACUUUGAGUAUGUGUACAUCAAUCACUCCUCGCGAAUGGAGGACCUGGAGGAGCCUUCAGCCACGAAGCCAAGUGAUAUUCCGCCCCUACUAUCUGGUUCGGGAUCGGGAUCCCUGAAUACAUCUGUAGAUGCGUUCGGGCCGUUCGAUACCACCCAGCGACAGGGACGUACCUUCGGCGUUAUCUACGACUGGAUUAGUGGACUCUUCAACUCCUGUGUGUCGCCCUGCACUCUGGAGGCGUUCCAGGAGCAGCGGUGUUGCGAGACCUAUGUUGUGAAUCCCUCAUACCCACCGCCGCUGCCGCCACCACCCCCUCCGCCACAGACUUGCUGCAGUCCAGUGGGACCUCCACCACGGCCACUUCCGCCUCCGCCGCCACCACCACCGCGUCCUUGGUAUCCGCCUGCCUAUCCGCCUCCCUACCCGCCGCCCUAUCCACCCAACAAGAAGACCCCCGUGGUGGUGGUGGCCACGCCAAUCAACUGCUGCACCGUCUGCACCUACACCUACUACAGACCACCGCCAUGUGGGCGGUACAACAGCAGUGGGGGGGAUGGCAAGCGGGUGACCAUCUAUGUGCCGCCGCCCUACUACGGGCGCUAGAGAUCCCCAAGCACCAAGUCCCAAUCCCCAAUCCCUCCUCCUCUGUCUCACAC